AUGGGAGAUAGCAGCAUUAAUGCGGGCUCAUUCGAGGCCUUCUUUGAUGGCUGGAUUGUGCGUCAUGAAAAUUUUGUCGAUGAGCUCCUCAGAGCACCGCAAACUUAUGAUGAGUCUACGGAGGAUGCAAUCAGGGGCCUUAUUUCUCGAGUUCUGACUCAUUUUCAAGAAUAUUAUCAAGAAAAGUCAAGUAUGAUCCAAAGGGAUGUAUUUCUAGUGUUUUCACCACCUUGGUUCACUGCAUUGGAAAGAACCUUCUUUUGGAUUGCAGGAUUCAGGCCUGACUUGGCAUUUUGUCUGGCGAUGAGAUCUGUGAAUGAUUUGACUGAGGAUCAAACCCAAAGACUUCAAAUGUUGAGGCAUGUUACAGAAAUGGAAGAGGAGGAACUGGCUGAGGAGUUGGCAAGUAUUCAAGAAAGUGUGGCGGCGCCACCAAUGGAAGAGCUGGCAAAGCAGGUAGGAAGAAGGGUAGUGAACGGUGGCGGAAUAAGGGAUUUGGAUGCAAUGCCCAAUGCAUUGAGGUCGAAAAUGGAGAAUUUGCUCACUGAUGCGGAUUCAUUAAGGAUAAGAAUAGUUCAGGAGGUGGUGGAAAUACUGAGUCCUGCACAAAAUGUGAGGUUCUUGGCCGCUGCAAUUCAGCUGCAACUUAGGAUUAGGGAGCUGGGACGGCAGAGAGAGGCGCAGCGGCUUCAGCAAGGAGAGACAAAUGGGUGGUAG
Molecule: messenger RNA, 717 nt
Organism: Fraxinus pennsylvanica
Lineage: Eukaryota; Viridiplantae; Streptophyta; Magnoliopsida; Lamiales; Oleaceae
Source: the annotation of a GenBank genome assembly